CUUCUCCUAUGGAUAACCAAGAAGAAGAUCCCAAGCAACCUCCAAACAAACUUCCGGAUGAUCUAACCCUCUUCGAGCAAGCAAAUUCAGAAGUUGCUCUUGCUGCCUCCCAAGCUAAUUCCCAUUUCCCCCCUCGUAUCCAUGAUUUGGCCUCCUCAAGGUUUUCCAUGAUGGAAAGUGACGGAGAAUCUGAAGAAGAAGGCGACGAAGGAAGAAAUGACAACUACUACGAGUAUUUCCAUAGCAAUGGGUUUGGAGAAUACGAAGAUGAAAUCAAUGAUUUUCUUGAGGACCAAGAAAGCAACUCUUACGUUGAGGAGGAUGAUUUCCUUGAGGAAGAAGACGAGAUUGACCCCGACCAGUUGUCUUACGAGGAACUGAUUGCACUUGGAGAAUUCAUCGGAGUUGAAAAACGUGGCCUGACGCAGACCGAAAUAUCCACGUGUCUGAAGCCAUCUAGCUACGUAUUUUCACAUAACAAAAACGAGAUUGAUCGUUGUGUGGUUUGCCAAAUGGAGUUUGAAGAAGGAGAAUCUUUGGUCAUACUCCGACUUUGUAACCAUUCGUACCACUCUGAAUGUAUAACCAAAUGGCUUCAGACAAAGAAAGUUUGUCCCAUUUGCGGCUCUGAACCAUCUCACGGAUAAAAUCUCGGAGAUAUUUCAAUCAUCGAUUAGAAACACGUCGCCAAAAUUCAUCUUCACUUUAAAAACUUGAAAAAGUUAUAUACAUUCUUCAGUUGUACUUGUCUCAUAAUCAUACAAACUUCGUCUUGAUAUCAUACAUCGCAAUUUAUACUUUUA
Messenger RNA from Brassica oleracea var. oleracea, 803 nucleotides. RefSeq names its product E3 ubiquitin ligase BIG BROTHER-related. Gene Ontology annotation, biological process: negative regulation of organ growth; protein ubiquitination. Gene Ontology annotation, molecular function: ubiquitin-protein transferase activity; ubiquitin conjugating enzyme binding. NCBI's taxonomy places the organism in Eukaryota, Viridiplantae, Streptophyta, Magnoliopsida, Brassicales, Brassicaceae. The transcript has a single exon. The record is from RefSeq and is a predicted model, not a curated record. The coding region runs from base 9 to 647 and encodes 212 amino acids.